AUGCCUUACUCCGAGAAACCUCCAAUGUUAGAAAGAGAAGAAUUUAUCGAUUGGAAGAUUUUCGUGCAUCUGCAUUUGACAACUAUGGAUGAUGAAAUGAUGUUUAUCCUAUCCGACGGUCCGAUAAAGAUCAACAAGGAAAGAAGCAAAUGGACAGCGGAUGACCGAAGGAGGAACAACCUGGACAAUCUCUACAGGUGUUCCAUCUAUAAAACAUUGGAUAGAAAUACCUUUGCAAAAAUCAGAGAAUGUUUCACAACUAAAGAAGUGUGGGAGAAAAUCAUUCAACUUCAUGAAGGGAAUGAGAGAACCAAAGAAAACAAGAUAUUGGUGGCCACUCAAAAGUUUGAAAAUAUUAUGAUGCGUUCCAGUGAAACCAUGAAGGAAUUUGGUGACCGAUUCACAAGUGUGGUAAAUGAACUCUCACUCCUUGGAAAGAAAUAUGACAACAAGGAAAUAAUUAUCAAGGCUCUAAGAUCACUUCCAAGCGCAUGGGACAUUAAGACCAUGGUGAUGAGAGAAUCAAACAGUCUUGGUAAGAUGAAGCUGCAUGACAUCCUCGAAGAUCUGAGAGCUUAUGAGUUCGAAAUGAAAUCCAGAUAUGAAGAUGAAGCCUCAGCAUCAACCGCUACCAGAGUUCUAGUAACAUCAGUGGAACCGGCAGCUCCUGUACAUGUCAAAUCGGCUGAACAGUUUAGUGAAGAUACUAUGGCCAUGCUAGCUAAGAAGUUUGAAAAGUUCAUGAAGAAGAACCAACCAACCAAUUCAUACAACUACAACUACCUUAACGGUAAUAAGUCUAACGUUCGUUGUUAUAAUUGUGAUGCUUUAGGUCAUUACAGGUCGGAGUGCCAGAAGCCACUAAGAGACAAUAGAAAACCGAAUGAUCAAAGGGAAGAACACCAGUCAAACAAUCAAGGCAAGGAGAUCCAAAAGGCCUUGAUAGAUGAUGAUGAUGGAAGUCAGUGGGCACAUACCGAUUCGGACAGCGAUGAUGAAGGAAUCAAUUGUCUUAUGGAAAAUGAAGAAGAGAUCGGUGAACCGAGCAAAACUCAAAUCGGUGAACUGAGUGAAAUUCAGACCGGUGGACCAAUUGAACUAUCCUUUGAGAAUGAGAAGCUCAAGGAGACAGUUCAAUCGUUGAUCGAAGAAAAUGAACGAACUAAAUACGCGAUGGAUGUGUGGAAGAGAUCUAGAGACGUUGUGAGCCAGAUGACGAGUCAUCUAAGACCAUAUAACUGUAAAUUCGGUCUAGGCUAUGACAACAGAAAUCCCGAUAAAUCUAAAUCUUCCAACCGCUAA
Impatiens glandulifera is the source of this 1302-nucleotide messenger RNA. RefSeq lists its product as uncharacterized. The transcript is spliced from 2 exons. Gene Ontology annotation, molecular function: nucleic acid binding; zinc ion binding. NCBI's taxonomy places the organism in Eukaryota, Viridiplantae, Streptophyta, Magnoliopsida, Ericales, Balsaminaceae. The record is from RefSeq and is a predicted model, not a curated record. The coding region runs from base 1 to 1302 and encodes 433 amino acids.